AUGGGAAGACAGCCCGGCUGGAGCAGGCCGUACGACGGAGACAUGCCCCGUCACAUCGAUCAAGAUGUCCACAGCGCCUUUGUGGAAUUUCGCAAUGGCAGUAAGAUGAUGACAAGUGCAGGUUGGGGCGCUGUUUUACAUUGCAACCAGGUCCGGGCGAAGAACACCUCCAGGCAGCGGGAGCAUCUGAUGGUGUGCCCCGGCUACCAGAGCGUGCUGAAGGAGAAGAUCCCCGCGAACAACCUCCGUCACCAAUUUGACGAGGAUGAUGUCGCCAGCUCACUGGCGCUGCCUACCCCGUCCUUGACACUUGACUUCCGGAUGAGUAUCCGGGUCAAGCCAAAGCUCAGCAUCGGCACUGCCAACUUUGGCCGGGAAAGCUGGAUUUCGUGCGUUGGCGGUCAGUGGGCUGGGAGGUUUGGUAAGGGCAUCCUGCUGCCUGGCGGCCAGGACAAGCAGACUAUGGUCAAGGACAUGGCUACGAGGAUUGAUGCGAGCUAUCUUUUACAAACUAAUGACGAACAACCUGCCUUGAUUACAUGCAAGGUCAAGGGCUGGUGGACGGGGGAUCGGGAUGUCAUGGAACGGCUGCAGGACCCGGUGGCGGCCGACAAUGUGGCUGCUCACCGGUAUUUGUUCCGUGUGGUCAUCGAGCUGGAGACGGGCGAUGAGCGGUAUGCAGAUGUCAACACUGGGUUGUGGGUGGGGAGCGGGUGUAGGAGGGGUGCAGAGAUUGUUUAUGAUGCCCACCGCGUCAGUUAG
Podospora anserina S mat+ is the source of this 762-nucleotide messenger RNA. RefSeq lists its product as uncharacterized. The transcript is spliced from 2 exons. Lineage: Eukaryota; Fungi; Ascomycota; Sordariomycetes; Sordariales; Podosporaceae. The record is from RefSeq and is a predicted model, not a curated record. Bases 1 to 762 code for a protein of 253 amino acids.